Pseudomyrmex gracilis is the source of this 1747-nucleotide messenger RNA. It is a transcript of the gene Syt1, whose product is annotated as synaptotagmin 1. Gene Ontology annotation, molecular function: syntaxin binding; calcium ion binding; calcium-dependent phospholipid binding. Gene Ontology annotation, biological process: calcium ion-regulated exocytosis of neurotransmitter; regulation of calcium ion-dependent exocytosis; regulation of dopamine secretion. The record is from RefSeq and is a predicted model, not a curated record. NCBI's taxonomy places the organism in Eukaryota, Metazoa, Arthropoda, Insecta, Hymenoptera, Formicidae. The transcript has 10 exons. The coding region runs from base 375 to 1661 and encodes 428 amino acids. Gene Ontology annotation, cellular component: axon; synaptic vesicle membrane; dense core granule.
GUACUGAUCAGGCGCACUCGGCUCGUCCCGUCGUUUUCGUCAACGAGAGACCAUCGUGGUUGUACGGCAGGAUAGAUUUCUGUUCCUCAGCUAUCUAUCCGCCAUCGUCGUCGCGAACAACGCAGCGCCAUGCGCUUGUAAAACAAAUAUAAACGUGUAGUAAUUCAAAAAUUCGCUCCGCAUAUUACAUCUCGAAUCCGUACAGUUGGUCACGAUACGCGCGGGGGGUCCACAAGUAGUUACAAUCGGAGUUGAGGCCGCCGCAGAGUAACGCCCAGGGGAGAAAGCAGCAGUUUGAGAAGAGAGGAGAGAAAGAGAGAUAGAUAGAGAGAGAGAAAGACAGAGUGUGAGAAAAAGGAGCUCCUGAUAUCAAAAUGCCACCCUUCAAGAGAGAAGUGAACCCCAAGAAUGAAGAUGACAGCGGCGUUACGGACUUUUACGUGUAUUCCAGUACAGACCAGGAAGAUAAAAGUGGAACAGAACUUAGUGCGUCAACUACCACGCCGAAAACUAUUGAGGAAAAAGCGGAAAUUUUGGGGAAAGAAAUCGCGCAAGAACUUGGAAUACCACCUUGGGGUCUUGUUGCUAUUUUAAUAGCGGUAGGCAUAAUCGUUCUCGGAAUCUGUUUCUGCUGUAUACGAAGAUGUUGUCGCAAAAGACGCUCCAAAGAUGGGAAGAAAGGUUUGAAAGGUGCAGUGGAUUUGAAGUCCGUGCAGCUUCUGGGUAGCACGUACAAGGAUAAGGUCCAGCCGGAUAUGGAAGAAUUAACUGAUAAUGCUGAAGAACCGGAUGAAGCCGAGAGCAAGCAAAGCGAAGUUAAACUCGGAAAAUUGCAAUACAAGCUCGAGUACGACUUUAAUUCGAACAGUCUCGCCGUAACGGUCAUACAAGCGGAAGAACUGCCGGCAUUGGAUAUGGGCGGCACUUCAGAUCCAUAUGUAAAAGUGUAUCUGUUGCCGGAUAAGAAGAAAAAAUUCGAGACUAAAGUUCACAGGAAGACAUUGAGUCCCGUCUUCAACGAAACUUUCACGUUUAAGAGCGUUCCUUAUGCCGAUGCCAUGAAUAAGACUCUGGUCUUCGCGAUCUUCGACUUUGAUCGAUUUUCAAAACACGAUCAAAUUGGCGAAGUUAAAGUGCCGCUUUGUCAAGUAGACUUGGCACAAACGAUUGAGGAGUGGAGGGAGUUGCAGAGUGUUGAAGGCGAGGGCGGACAGGAUAACAAACUAGGAGACAUUUGCUUCUCAUUGAGAUAUGUACCAACGGCUGGGAAGCUCACGGUAGUUAUUCUGGAAGCCAAGAAUCUAAAGAAAAUGGACGUCGGCGGGCUCUCAGAUCCUUAUGUAAAAAUUGCGUUGAUGCAAAAUGGAAAGAGAUUGAAGAAGAAGAAAACGUCAAUCAAGAAGUGCACUCUCAAUCCAUAUUACAACGAAUCAUUCACCUUUGAGGUACCCUUCGAGCAGAUACAGAAAGUACAACUUGUCGUCACCGUAGUGGAUUAUGAUCGUAUCGGCACAUCAGAGCCGAUUGGAAAGGUGAUUUUGGGAUACAACGCGAGCGGAACAGAAUUGAGACAUUGGUCAGACAUGCUGGCAUCCCCCAGGCGUCCGAUCGCUCAGUGGCACACGUUGAAGGAUCCCGAAGACGGAGAUAAGAAGGAUUAAAAAUGUUGACUUUCCAAUUAAGGAUAAUUGAAUUGGAGAGACAAAAACGAUAAAGAAUGAAUAAUAGACAUAAAAGGAGGAAAAAA